This is a messenger RNA of Orbicella faveolata, 3072 nucleotides long. Its product is annotated as E3 ubiquitin-protein ligase RNF220-like. Gene Ontology annotation, biological process: protein ubiquitination. Gene Ontology annotation, molecular function: metal ion binding; ubiquitin protein ligase activity. NCBI's taxonomy places the organism in Eukaryota, Metazoa, Cnidaria, Anthozoa, Scleractinia, Merulinidae. The record is from RefSeq and is a predicted model, not a curated record.
UAAUUUUUUACCUCUGCAUUACAAAUGAGGCUAAAUAGGUCAUUUCCCUCAAGGUGUUUUAGUGAGAUUUUUUUAUUAAAGUUCGACUUUCAGCCCGGAUGUUUGUGCGAAAUUGGAAAGUAUCACCGCGAACUGUUAGUUUAAGAAGCCAGCAGCAGGUUCUUUUGAAAAUAUCAAAAUUGAUGCUAUUUUGUUUAUGUUAGCGGGAGAAUUUGUGGCGACGAAAAGUCUUUAUCGCGAAUUGAGAAGGAAGAAUUAUUUUUGACUGAGUACCAGACAGGCUGACAUGGAAACGAGAUACAGGCCGCUUUUGCGCAUGCUCUAUAGGUUCAAAAUAAAAGCGGCCUUGCUCCAGCUGUAAUAUCCAGUUCGCUGUUCUUUCUAUUUGCGGGGUAUCUGUCUCUAUCUUUGGUCAAUCUACCGCAUCUUCCGGUUAACUAGUCCGAGCUGGCACUUACACCACGGCAAUAACUUCUCCUUCGCAUUGGAACAAGCAUUUUUAUCUCCAUCUCAUUGGUUUUUGCCACUCGUAGACGUCCGGUCCGGCCAACUAAGUGGUUUACAAAGCUCUUUGCUUUAUUGGUAAUUUCGAGUUUGGUAAACGCGAGCGAUCCGGGUGUAGGAAUCGGGCUUUGAUUAUCGGAAGCCUUGCGACUGCUCUUUCCAAAUACAGCGCAGAAAUCGUGGAAAGUGGAAUUCACUAACUGCAAAAACCCAGGUUGCUGAACACAAAUCGUCUGGUGUUUUGAAUGCCGAGAAAACACGCAGAAUUUUCGGUUCCUGCGGAAAAUGUCUGCAUGACGGACUGGAUAAAAUUUAAUCAAUCAGAUGGAAAAGCUUGGUGGACCAGCUUAUAUACCUAAUCCUCUGACUUCUCCUGCACUUAUGGUACUUGCGUCAACUGCCGAGGCUGCACGUUCUACAGCAUCAUCUCCAGGACCUAUGAAUGAUUAUCACGCGGUGUACUCCUCACCAUCUAACCGCUACAUUGAUGGUGAAGCUGUUCACAGGAUGGUGUUGAACUCAACACAUUAUCAACACAGGUCGUCGCAUCUUGCCCUUUAUCCUGGUACAGAACACUAUGCAGAAAGAAUGCCGCAUGAAUUUGGCCCUCAUUUUCUUCAGCUGCAUCACCAUUUAGGAGGAGGGCUUCUGCAUAAAACAAGCGGACCAACCGCAGUGUUUAAUGGAACUGGUGCGUUCCGCAGGGUCGUUCCCCCCGAACAUGCCUUUCCUUUCCAUCAUUUACAACAUCAGCGAAACUUGUUGGAACGUGAUCACCACGUUGAUACCUUGUACAAAAGCUCUGAACUCGAGAAAGAGGCAAGCUUAGAUAGGGCAUCAAAAGAGAGGAUUUCCCCGCGAAAACCUGAGAAGGACAGUGACACGCGUAUGAAAGGAGAUCAACCUUUGAGCCCUAGCCCAAGAAGACCAAGCUCUCAUGAAGAGUCUGAUAACAAUAAUAUUGAACCUGUGAGCGUCAAAAGAGAACACACAGAGCAAUCAGAAUGCUGUAAAAGCAGCGAAACUGAUGACACAGAAGCUAGUGUGGACUCUCAAUCAAAAGGAAGGCGGAGAUCAUCGUCAAUGCAAUUGCCAUGUUGUCCUGUUUGUGGCACUAGCAUCAGGCCUGGUGAAAUGGAAAGCCACUUUGCUUGGGAAAUGGAAAGAUUCUGUGAUGAAAACAGAAAACUCAGAAGAAGUCAAAGAGAGUCUGCUAUGCAAGCACGGAAGAAUGGUGAAGCCUACCAGAAGAAGGUAAAGCAGGAAUUCAAAGGAAACCCUUCAAAUCACCCUGAUGACACACCAGCCAGUACCAGACAGCAGACUUAUUUAAGAGUGUGUGCCAACAGAAUGGCAAGAAGUGGCCGUUCAACACCGCUCAAGCCAACAAGGUCCAGAAGCUCUCAAAGCUCACCAGUGAAUUCACCUCUAGGUGGAGAGGAAGGACCGUCAGGAAUAAAAACAACAUUGUGUCCUGUGUGUGGAGAAGUGAUUCACGGAAAUGGAGAUGAGUUAAAUUCUCAUGUGGAAACUUGCUUAAGAAAGAAAGAGGGUGGUGGUGUUGACGACAUUGAUGACACUAAUGGCCAGGAGGUGUUUGAAGAAUACGAGUGGGCUGGACAAACCAGAAUACGAGCCACAACUCUACUGGAAGGAGGCUUUAGAGCAUCAGGUUUUCAAACGGGUAUUAAACGGAAGAGAGAGGAAGAAGAUGAUGGAGAUCUCAAUAUUGAUGGCGACGAUUCUGAAGAGUAUGGGAAACCUCAGUACACAGAAGCUGAUGUGAUUCCUUGCAGUGCUGACGAGCCUGAUGAGGAUCACGUCAGACAGGCUCUCAGGGGAGCAGUGAUAAGUGGUGAAAACUCUCCAGUAGGCAAAAAUGGUCCUACGAAAGAACAGAGCCCAGAAGAUGAAACUGAAGACGAUCCUGCGGAAACAAAAGUUAACAAACAUAACGAAGAUAGAGAUCACCAGUAAGUGUAUAAUACCAGUUUGGUCAGUUUUUUAUUUGAUUAGAAGUGGCUGAAAAAUGGAGAACAACUGAUGACAAUGAUAGUACAAGCGCGAUGCAGUUAUGAAAGUAAGAGAUGCGGUUAACUAAUGGUUAAAAAAAAAAAUAGAAAAAUUAGAGACCUUUAGACGUAGAUACAGAAACUUCUUUAAGUGCGCUAUUUGACCGCAAGUUGUAAAUGAAAUACUCACAAGAUUAGGCCGUUUAUGUCUAGUUCGUCACAACAUUCCUCGCUUCCACACACAGACAAGUAUGGAAUUAGAUCGAUGUGCAGAAAGCCAGGAUUUCAUGGCCAAUACCGGACAUUGUGAACGCUGGUGCCAUCAUGUUUUGUCAGUGAAUAGACAUGGAUGAAAGAAUUAAUCACAUUCGUCGAUUUCCACCAAAACACGUCAAGUGUCUACUGAUAAACUUCUCAAACUCAUUAAUAAUUCAUCAAGCUUAUAACAAAGGAAAUCAUGACCGUGACACGAGUUGGGAUGGAUGAUCCCACUUAGCAUAGAUUUUUACGAUAUUAAUUCUCCGUUUUUUCUUCAGUGUUAGUUUCGAUUGAGAAG